This is a messenger RNA of Pectinophora gossypiella (pink bollworm), 6498 nucleotides long. RefSeq names its product calcineurin-binding protein cabin-1-like. Gene Ontology annotation, biological process: chromatin organization. Gene Ontology annotation, molecular function: nucleosome binding; protein binding. The record is from RefSeq and is a predicted model, not a curated record. The transcript has a single exon. Bases 126 to 6257 code for a protein of 2043 amino acids. Lineage: Eukaryota; Metazoa; Arthropoda; Insecta; Lepidoptera; Gelechiidae. Gene Ontology annotation, cellular component: nucleus.
AUUGGUGGCAUAUUAGUGUAGAGAUAAGGUAAUUUACUAAAGAAAAAUGAUUGACCGGCGGCUCUCUAGAGAAUUUCUUUUCGUUAAUUUAUGACUAUCAUUUACGAAAUCAGAGCGGAUUUUUUAUGACAAUGAUCAAACUCGCGGCUUUGAACAAGGAGUCUGAAGAUGAAAGUCGCUCUGAAGAGGAAGUCACUAAGGAAGCGUUGGAGCAGAUUGCCUUACAGCAGUACUCAAAGGCCCUCGAGUUACAAAGAAAAGAAAACCUUGCGGACGCUACCAAACUUCUCAGAGAUUUGUUGGAUACCGAACUACUAGAUGGAGUCAAAAAGCCGGCGCCUGGCGAGAAAACUUCCGGGCCUUUAUUCAAUUUGAAGUAUUUAUGUUACAAAAAUCUUGCGUCGAUGCUGAACGCAGCUAAUGACAUCGAUGCCGCCAUAGAAGCGUAUGCUGCCGCCGCCGAUUUAGAUGACAGCGACAUCACCCUGUGGCACAGGUUUGGGCUCACAUGUUUGCGCGGUUCCCGAUACGAAAUGGCUCUCCAUGCCUUUCAACGGGGAGUCGAGCGAAACCCUAAUCAUUGGCCUUGCCUGGACAAAAUUGUCACUUUGUUGAUGGGUUUAGAUUUCAAAGAAGAAUGUAUUUCUACCAUCUAUGAUGCACUGCUACUUGAUCCAGGAUAUAUGAGAGGUCUUGUGUACCGUCAGCAUAUUUACACCAAAUACCCAUACAUUCGUUGUUUUAUGGAAUACAUGAACCCAAUAUACAAAUGGGAUGAGAAAGAUGAAGAUCCAGUGGAUGAAGAGAAAGCAGAGAAACUACUUAAGGAGGCUGCACAAAUACAAGAGGAUUAUUUACGACAACAAGCUGCAGGUCGGUUUAAAUAUGUUCUACCUAAAUUGAAACUGAUAAAACCGGUAUCAAGACUGACUUGGAAAGCUGUUGGGGAUUCACUUGUGCAUAUGCAUAGCUAUAUGGCCGAGAAUUAUUAUAGUCAUGCCUGUCAAUUACAAAUGGUAUUUGAGAUAGAAGAAAAGGACCCUUCUACAGAUGAUAGCAAAGGAGUGAAUGAAGUACAAAUGACAGAAAGCAAGCUAGAAGAAAAUUCAGUAAUAGAUGAAGAUAAAGAUAAAACUACAGAAACAACAUCAGAGGAUAAAACAAGUGAAAAUAAUGAUUUGUCAGAUAAAGGGACCACUGAAGUAGAAAAAGUCGAAAGUGAUACUGAAAUAACACCUCCCGAUUCUGAGAAAGCUGAAAAUAAUCCACCAGAGCCUAAGAAAAAAGCUCCAACACGACGACGAGGCAGUGCUUUAAGUUUUUUGGAACAAUGGGAGUGGUGUAAUAAAAGAAGAUCUAGACGCAGGACAACAGUGAACAAACAAGAUCGCCUUGAUAACAAUAUCUAUGACACUCUUCGAAGGAUGAUACCCAAUUAUUUAAAUCCAGAUACUGUCCACACAGAACAAAAUGGUGUAAGUAAUGGUGAAGAAGCGAAUGUAACUCUGAAUGAAAAAGGCGACAGAGAAACAAAGGAAACGGAAAAUUAUUUUGGGUCAGAAAAUGAACAAAAUGAUGUAAAACAGUUCAUUGAAAGAUAUAGUGAAGGCAAAGGAGAUAUUAUCGAAAUUUUGCAGGAAUAUUUGGUGUUCUUAGCUAAAAAGUGGAAAGUGCAAUGGCCAGAAGGUCUGUCUAAUGUUUUUAUAGAGGCAAAUAAAUGUUACAACUCGCACAUAAGCCCUCCAUCGACUUUCGAUAAUGAUAUAUUACAAUAUGUCGCAAUUAACUUGUUGGUUGAAGAAUUUUCUGUUAAUUCUAAAUUAGCAUUGUCAACUGAAGAAAAAGAAAAUCAAAUUUAUGAUUUGAGUGUGAUUGAAUCUAUAGGAAGACUGCUGAAUUUAAAACCACACAUUUUCUGUAGUACAGAUAUCCUUGAGUACAUGUUGAGACAGCUUUGGGUUAAACUACAUAUUCACAUGGUGAACAAAUGUCAAGAACUCGCCCUUGAUUGCUUAUAUCAACUCACACAUCAAUUUGAAGCACUGGUGGAUGAGGAUGGAGUGAAUUCGUACAGUCUGUCACUUGUGAAUUUUUCAUAUCAACCUGUCAUAAAUCAGAAUAUGAUAUCAACAUACAUCAAAUAUUUUGAAAGAAAUAACAAACUUUCAACUGUUGUGGAUCUCUAUGAAAGAAGUGAGUAUGAUAAAGUUUUGGAAAUCCUAACAGAUUCAUUUACACAUUGUAAAGACAUGGAUAGGAAGCAAGAGGAAGAAAUGCCCUUAGAUUUUGCUGUUCAACUGUCUUUAAUAUUGGAUUCUUAUUGGGCACUGGAUAACACUAGUGAAUGUUUCCUGUGGGCUUUGAAAUGCCUACACGAGGCAUUGAAACACUACUUUCGUUUAACCUCAGGAGCAUCAGAUUAUGAGAAAUGGACUUUAACUGUUGUCAAAAUUCUCAGUUCAAUGGAACAUAUUCUGACAACUGAAGGGUUAUCAUGUUUGGAGUCGGUUCCAGGUAAAAUAAAAAGUCAAGGACUAGAAGAUCUCAUUAGAAUUAUAGGCCACCAAGUAGAGACUAAUGCUGCUGAAAUGCCAUUUGGAACAGUAGCCCCUUGGAUCAUAAUGCAUUUUAUUUUACAAAGGGAAGAAGAUUCGCUUAUUACUUUGCCAUCAACUGAAGGAGGAGAAGAAGUGCCUAACCCAUUAAUGGUUCUCUUUAUUGCUCAUGAGCAAUUGGGAAAUAGGGGCUGGUGCUGUAAAAAUGAAGGUAAACUCCUUUACUUCAUAUUAGAUACAGUGGUACCACGUUUGUGGUCACCUGCAUUAUCUAAAUAUUCUGAGCAAGUGUUCCAGUAUAUGGAACAGUGUGUUUACUGUCUGUUUGGUCAUCCUGCCAGGAAAAACAAAGUUAAGUACUUGUCUGAUCACAAUGUCUCUCCUCAUACUCUAGACUGGAAAAGAGCUCAACAAUUGUACGAGAUAUUUAGACCGCCUACAUUACCAGCUUUGGAAGGAAAAAUAUCUGGUUUGACAGCAGACACAGAGAAUCUUUUUCACCGUAUUCUUGCUCUGUUGCCUGCUGACUGUGACCCACAAAAGUAUGUUCCUGAAGUGGAAAAGUAUAUAAAAGGGGUAGAAACCAAAUUACCAACGAUACCUCCAUUGAUGCCUUACAAAAUGAAAGAUAUUUACUUUCUUUUGGGUGACUAUUAUUUUAAAAAAGAAGAGGGAAAAAUGGCCAUAAAAUAUAACUUAUUAGACGUCAUCGUUAAUAGAGAUCGAUUAGAGUCGUGGGCAGAAAUAUCUUUAGCUAAAGCUGUGAAUUUAGAAAGAAUAUUGAAUUCUUGUAAGAACUUGAACAACGAAAGAGAAUAUUUAAAUCCAGCUAAAGCAACAAUAAGGUGUUUCAAAAGAGCUUUAGAACUGGACCCCACGCAUUGCAACAUAUGGAUUGAGUAUGGAAUGUUUGUGUACACAGUUCACUCAUUUUGUUCAAGACUAUUAAAGCAAGCAAGUGAAUCAUUGAGUAUGGAAGAUUUUGAGGCCUUAGAAAAGCAAAAAGAAGAUAUGUUAGAUACUACUCUUAAAUGUUUUACAAGUGUUUUGAAUGAUUUAAACAGUAGUAAUGAUUCUGAGAAAGCCAAUGAGGAUUUGUGGCUCCAUUACUACAUGUUAGGAAAAGUUGCCGAGAAGCGUAACAGACCUCCAUCGGAGUACUUAAAUUAUUACUUGCAAGGCGUAAAAAGCUUGCAAGAAACAGAUGCCACAUAUCCCCUUAAAAUUAAUUAUAAUUCUCCGACGCAUCUGUGUAUUGAAGUGUUGGAGUUACAUUAUAGAAUUCAUGCAUCGAUACUUAAAUUCAUAGAGCAGCAUGAAAAUAAACCUAUACCAACAUCAGUGGGAAAAGUAUUUGCAACUUGCAUAGAAGAGUGGAGAAAUGGUCCGUUUGCCAAAAAAUCAAAGAAAGAUUGCAACGAUGUGGAAGUUGACCAGAAAGCGAUUGAACCUGUUCAUGCUGCCAAUAUCCUCAAACGCUCAAUUAGUGACGCGGGCGAGGAAGUAACUUAUGAAGCUAAAAGACUGAAGAUGGAAUCUGCCGCAGCAAAAGUUAAAAGAUCGGCCUCGUAUGACACCGAGAGAGUUAAUAAAGAUGCUCAAGCGCCAAAGUCUAUGAAGCCUGUAGAAAAAACAAGUAACGGUGAGGUGACUGUACAGUCAAAGAAAGUAGAAGAUUCAAUUCAAGAAGUAGAAACAGAUACUAGUAUUAACAACACUGUACAAAAUAACGUCAAGACUAUACAAAAUAAUGUCAACAGUAUAGAAAAUAAUGGUAUUAAAGAAAUAAGGGAUGGAGAACAACCUAUGGAAGGUGUAGAGGAUAAGACGAAGGAGCCUGUAGUAGAGAGUAAGAAAGAGAGCUCUAGUAGCAGUUCAUCAUCUUCGUCGUCGGGAUCCAGUUCCAGCGAAGAUACUACAGACAGCAGCAGCAGUGACAGUAAAGAUAGCAACAAUUCUGCGAAUCCUGCAAAUGAUAAACCGCUACCAGAUGAGGAAAUAAUGAAAAUUGUUUCAGCGUGUCUUGAUGCCCUUGAAGACUGUGCAAGUAGAUUCCCUCCACAUUACAAAGCUAUUUACCGUUUGGCUCACUAUCAUUUUUAUUACAAACGGGGAAAAGACAUUGAAAGAUGUAGAGACCUUAUGCUAUCAAACUUUAUGUCAAGAUCGGGACAGAAACUGGCAGGUCUCUUCAAUGAAAGAAAACAUUCGAAUUUCUUUAACAAUAUCUGGAAAAUUCCGUUGAACGAAGUAGAUCGGGCGGGCGGUUUCCCUUUCCAUAUGAGUCGCUCCGUAUUGCUUACCAUGGAGAUCUUAAAAGAAAUAGAUGAUCACAAAACAUUGUUGGAUUUAAGUUUACACCUUCAAAGAAUCCCAGAACCGGACAAGAAGUACUUAAGAGACUCGGACCGCGAAGAACUUGCUCAACAAGCGUUCUCUCUCUGUGUACAGUCACUUAAAGGGCAGCUGUUAAAGUUCAGCCAGCAAGCAGACUUGAAGAGCAAUGAUGUAGAAAGACAAGCGCUAAAGAGUUUGAUGUUGGAUAUUUACAGGGCCUAUCAAAGGGCUCAAAAGCAACCGAAUUCGAAACAAUUUACUAAUUUAUUGAUAGACGCUUAUAAACUUGUAAGCACGGUGCCAAUUCCUGAAAACACGAAUUUAGUGGAUGCUAGUAUGAAGUUCUGCCAGUCACUAAUUCAAACGUUAAAGCAGCAGGCUACACAAGCUAGCCUUGAUAGGAGUCAAAACUCACACAAACGACAAACGGCGCGGACAGCGGUGGAAACUACAAAAGUGGCUACCACUGCAAGUCAGACCAAGAAUGACGUCAAAGCGCCGAUGGCAUCCACGUCGACUCCUGCCUCCAGUCUUCCAAAGAUGUCUGCCCACGAGAUAGCUUCAGCUUUUCUUCCACCACUAACCGAUCCAGUAUUAACACAACAAACUGCCGUUGCACUUUCUUAUUUGAACAAUAUCAGUGCGCUAGCGGGGUACCCGGCUGUUCAAAACAUGAUACAUUCAUCGCUAAAUUCUUUUCAAGCUGAAUUCUAUCGUCAAUUUAUAUCGAAAAACUUAGCACCGUAUAAUAUAUCGCCGCCGAAAAGCAAGCAGAAAAGAGGACCUAAACCGGGGAACCCAUCACGAGCAAAUACAACUGUGAACUCGCAUCCGAAAACGUCGAAAUUAAGUAAUAAUAAUCCGCCAACUACGUCUAUCAACAAGCCAACAUCGAGCUCCGGUGUGACUGGCCUUCAAAAAUCGGUGUCUGCGCCUUUGGCUCCUAGUAUGGGGACUGUGCUACCAUCGUUACCUGCAUCGAUGGCUGCGAACUUGUCUUCGUUCGGGGCGCCUCCGGGUAUUUCACACACCAGUAGUCAUAACGGUCCGAGUCAGGCACAUACUAAUAUGGUAAAUAACUCAAUACUCAACAGCGCCAUUCACAAUAAGCCGCCACUGCCCCAUGUGCCAUCUACCUCGGGAAAAACGCUGCAGGAGAAGUUGGCUGAGCGCUUGAAGAGUUUGCCGUCAUUAGCACUGAGCAAGCUACCGUCUUCCAUAACUGUAACCAAGAGUUCCGUACCAAAGCAACCUCUGGCUUUACACAAGAAGUCUGAUGGCAAGAAGAUCACAUCGUCCGGUGACAGCGGAACUCGACCAAAACCCAUUUCGUCUGACGAGGUCAUUGUUCUCGACGACGAUUGAUUAAAGCAAUUUCAGUUGUGAUAUUAUAAGAACAUAGAAAUAGAACAGACUGCCUUAUAGUGUUUUGGUUUGUGGGAUUUGUAAUACACGAAAUACAUACAAUUAGUGGCGGCUUUUAUAGGUCUAUAUAAUAUUUAUGUACUCAGAAGUUUUCAAGAUGUAGAGAUAAUCAAAUAGCAAUAAUUUUUUACACGCCUUUUGUAAGAUGUGACAGUAAGUUAAUAAACAUGAUUACAAUCAA